Messenger RNA from Zophobas morio, 767 nucleotides. Its product is annotated as RING finger and CHY zinc finger domain-containing protein 1-like. Gene Ontology annotation, molecular function: zinc ion binding. The transcript has 4 exons. Lineage: Eukaryota; Metazoa; Arthropoda; Insecta; Coleoptera; Tenebrionidae. Bases 133 to 690 code for a protein of 185 amino acids. The record is from RefSeq and is a predicted model, not a curated record.
UUCUCGAAAAUUCCGAACCCGCUAAUAAAAACAUCUCUGAUUACAAAGAAAAAAACACAUUCAGCGCUUUAACGUAGAGCUGAUAUGUGAUCCACUCAUUACUCAGUUAUCAUACAAACCCGCAAAACAACAAUGGCGGCUGCUUUGUCUUGUGCCUUUAGCUGUAACCACUACCAAAGAAAGUGUAAAUUAGUGACUCCAUGUUGCAACAAAAUUUACACUUGUCGUUUCUGUCACGACGAACAAGAAUCUCACACUCUGAAUCGAAAAGCGGUUAAAGAAGUGGUUUGCAUGGUCUGUGGAGAGAGACAAGACGUACGCUACAACUGCUACAGCUGCGAGGUUAAAUUCGGAAAGUAUUAUUGUCUGGAGUGUAAUCUGUUUGACGACGAAGAUAAGGGCCAGUUUCACUGCGAAGGGUGUGGAAUAUGCCGUGUCGGUGGCGGCGAUAACUUCUUCCAUUGUGACGUUUGCAACAUGUGUCUCUCGAUUGGAAUGCUAGGCAACCACAAGUGUGUUGAGAACAGAUCACACACUGAUUGUCCAAUCUGUAUGGAAGAUAUGCAUUCUUCUAGAAGCAAUUUACAUAUACCAAAGUGUGGACACCUGUUGCACGAGACUUGUUUCCAGAAUAUGGACAAGGCAGGACACAAGUUGUGCCCCAUUUGCAAGGAUUCGUUCAAAGUGUGAUGUCUCUGAGUCCGUGUAGGAUUUUAAUUUGUAUGACGUUUGUGGCAGUUUUGCAAUAAAUAAAUGCAUAGUUGUGA